Molecule: messenger RNA, 1156 nt
Organism: Eleginops maclovinus (Patagonian blennie)
Lineage: Eukaryota; Metazoa; Chordata; Actinopteri; Perciformes; Eleginopidae
Exons: 6
Coding region: 1-780 (259 amino acids)
Source: RefSeq, a predicted model, not a curated record
AUGAAGUUUGCACUGGUGAGCUGGUCAAAAGGGAAGGAUAAAGAUGCUCUCAGUGUAGUCCCCGUAAAUUGGAUCGUAGACUUUGAUCCUAAAGACUCUAACAAAGAGUAUCUUAUCGAGUGCGGCAGUGAAAAGGAGUCUACGCUUAAGACUGCUGAGCAGAAACUCUUGCAAGAGGGCACACCAAAAAGUAAGAAGAGAAAGAGGGUACCCAACAAAUUCUUCCUUGACACACAGGAGGAAACUGUAGAACAAGUUGGAAAAAAGAAAAACUACAAAGUCAAAGCUGCAAGACAGUCUGAAUUGGAGGUUCUUUCCCGAGAAGAACCUAACCUCAGCCCAGUGGACACUUCAGAGGCACUUGAGGAGGAGAACAGGGCCCUUAGGGAGGAGAAUAAAAUACUAUGGGACCAGCUGAGUGGAGGAUCUCCUGCAGGCAGUAAAGAUCUUGAGACCCAAGUCAAGGCUUUAAAUAAGGAGAACACCAGGCUGCGCAACAUGGCAGUUAAAGAAAUUCCAUCACUCUUAUUGGCUGUGAAGACCCUCAUUUCCAAUAAGAUCACAAGCUCAAGCUUGUCAAGCUAUGGAGGUGAAAGCGAAUAUGAGGCCAGUGUUGCUCUACCAUCACCCCAUCAACCCACAUCUCCCAAACCAACAUCUGGGAUGAUGACUCCACCAGAGUAUCCAGCCAUUGUUGGGAGACUGCAAAAGCACAACCCACAGCAAAUGGAAUGGCCCGCACCCUCCUGCUGGGCCUGUUCAGCACUGAUGUCCUACUGAAGUCCAACCUGACGGGAGGGGUCAACAAGGUCGAUCCAUCUGCAGAGAGACGUCAGCCUCUGGACCCCAAGAAGCUUAAAGCUUUACUCGAUGCAGUUGUUCAGCACUACCCAGGGGCGAAGCUUCCUGACAUAAGAACAGCCAUAAACAAAAGGAUCUAUGAAUUAAGGCACCAGCAGAAGAAGAAGUCCAUGGACAGCUGAAGGACUGGCACAGGGCCUUGAUAAAUUGGCAUGUUUGCACUUAAGGAUUAAGGGUUAAGGGUUUUUUCCACUGAGGGAUUGUUCUGUUUUUAUAACAAUAAAGACAUAACCGUUUUUUUCAAUUAUAGUUUUUUUUCUCCAUGAUUGGAUUACAUACAAAUGUUGAAAACAAG